Camelina sativa (false flax) is the source of this 2026-nucleotide messenger RNA. Its product is annotated as putative hexosyltransferase MUCI70. The record is from RefSeq and is a predicted model, not a curated record. Lineage: Eukaryota; Viridiplantae; Streptophyta; Magnoliopsida; Brassicales; Brassicaceae.
GAUAUAAAAACACCAAAACCUUUUCUUUAGCCUUCGCCUUCGGGACGAAUUAAUAAAACAAUUUAGACAUUAUUAUUAAUUAAGUAAGUAAUUAACACUGUAAUAAAGAAAGAAACAAAGAAGAACAAUACAUAAAUAAAUACAGUUUUUUCUCUAAAUCGCCACCACCCACCCCGCACACACAGGUUUGGUUUCAUGGUGUGAGCUAGAUAGAGAUCUCAGUGUGUUUUGGGGAUUAGAUAAUGUUACCGGAGAGAAGAAGUACGGUGGUUUCUUCUACUUCAUCAUCUUCUUCGUAUCUGAAUCCAUCUGGUCACAAUGAUAAUUCUUUUUUACUUCUUCGAAGAGGCAAAAAGUUUGGUAGGAUUGUGAAAUUGAAGCUCUCACAUUUCUUCUUCUUCUUUCUGUCACUCUUUUUCUUCUCUUGCAUCUUCUCUGGCCACAAGCUACUCUUUCAUGGUUCUGAGUUCUUACCUCAUUUUGAGCAAAACCAUGCAGCUUACAUGAAAAGUCAAUUGCUGGUUUCAUCGGAGAUUAAUGUAGGAUUAAACAAGUCCAACAUCGACAAACCACCCGGAAGCAAGAAGAGAAACAAGCAUUUGCCUUGUGAAGUUACACUUGCUGAAUCUGUUGAUCACAUACUUGAGCCUCAGGAUUAUUUGAAUUUCACGCGGUUUUCGUUAGGCUUUGUAGAGGCUGAGACGUAUAAUGAGCCUAGGUUUGGAGGGCAUCAAACACUCAUGGAAAGAGAGAGAUCUUACUCUGCAGUAAACCAGACAAUUCACUGUGGUUUUGUCAAAGGGAGUAAUGCAUUUCAUCAAGGUACUGGUUUUGAUUUGAGCGAAAAGGAUAGGGCGUACAUGAAGAACUGUGUAGUCUCUGUGUCUUCUUGCAUUUUUGGAAGCUCUGAUUUUCUAAGGAGACCUGCAAGCAAAAAGAUCAGUGAAUUCUCGAAGCGAAAUGUGUGCUUCGUGAUGUUUGUGGAUGAGCAAACACUAUCGAAACUUGCUAGUGAAGGGCAUGUUCCAGAUAAGCAAGGAUUUGUUGGUUUGUGGAAAACUGUAGUUGUGAGCAAUUUGCCUUAUUCUGACAUGCGAAAGACUGGAAAGGUUCCGAAAUUUCUGUCACAUCGCCUUUUUCCUUCUUCUAGGUAUUCCAUUUGGUUAGACAGUAAGAUGAGACUCACUACAGAUCCUAUGCUUAUAAUUGACUUCUUCUUAUGGAGAACAAAAUCAGAAUUCGCAAUCUCCAACCAUUAUGACCGGCACUGUGUUUGGGAUGAGGUGUUACAGAACAAACGGCUGAACAAGUACAACCACUCGGCCAUUGAUGAACAGUUUAUGUUCUACCAGUCAGAUGGACUUAAGAAAUUUGACCCUUCAGAUCCUAAUUCUCCUCUUCCAAGUUAUGUACCUGAAGGUUCUUUUAUUGUAAGAGCCCAUACGCCAAUGUCAAACCUCUUCGCCUGCCUUUGGUUCAAUGAAGUUGAUCGGUUUACCUCACGGGAUCAGUUGAGUUUUGCAUACACAUACCUAAAACUUCAGAGACUGAAUCCAGAUGGACCUUUACGCCUGAACAUGUUCAAGGACUGUGAACGUCGAGCAUUAACUAAGCUUUUCCACCAUCGCGUAGAUUAAUCGCCUCCUUCACCUCCUGCUAGAUUCAUUGAGUGAAGAUAGUUUUCUACAAUUUGAAGGAGAUGAAAGAUGAAAGAGUAACCUAAUUGACAUUGUGUAUGAGCCAAGAUAGAAACUUAGUAAGUUUACACACAAUUCACUGCCGAUAUACCAAAAGAGGCAUAACUACUGUACUAGUUGCUGCUUAUAAAAGGUUAAGGAGACGCAACAACUAGAGAUUAGGAUCUCUUUGUUCCUCAAGUUUUGCUGUUUUAUAUGUAUAUUCACAUCAGUGUCAAAUUCGUUUAUGGAUUUGAAUAGUUUAAGAAGUUCACUUAAAUCAAACUCGAAGAAACACAUGUACCAAUUCUGAAAACUUCUAUUUGAGAACUUAUCAUUUUUUAUUAUUA